GAUGGCAUCAACCUCGCGAGCGGGACACUCCAACCUCCAGUCCUUCAUCAACUCUACGACGCCCUCUGUACCGACUCACACCCUUCCGAAGUGCCGACGCUCAUGGUUUUGCAGAUCAACAUCGAAAGGAUAUAAUUUUUACAAGUCCUUUCUUUGUCCCUUUUUUAACUAUUCUUUUUUGAUUUAUACUUGUAUUUCUUCCUGGUGCAUCUCUGCUUGAUUUAUUUAUUUAUUUAUUUUUGGGUAUCCGUGUUUUGGAAUGGAUUCGAAGUAUGAUGAUUGAUGGUUGGAUUUGGAAAUGGUUUAUUUGGCACUUUGUUCGGUUUUUUGGAGUAAUGUCGAAAUCACACUUUCAUUCGAGGUUCCUUUUAUUCUGCAUGGAGACCAACAUCGUUAGAAUCUUUGAAGAUUUUUUCUUUUUUUUUUGUUUAGCAUUGUUGGAAACUAGAAUAGAUGCUUAUAUAUGAAUAGUUGUCAAUCCGGUUUCUUAUUUGUUCUAUUGGAUUUUCUUUCGGCAUCAGAGUCUCCCAUGAUAAAGAAGAAGGCACUUUCUCUUGUGAUCUGGAUCUUUUUCCCUGUUUAUGCGAUUAGUUGAAUUUUUUUUUGUUUUCGUUUUCUGGAAAUUUUGUUUCAAAAUCCAUCCUUUUCCUUACAGAAUGAUGUUUUUUUUUUCUUUUUCUUUUUAAUUUUUUAGCUUGAAUGUUUGAAAAGUAAUCCUUAUAAGGAGAAAAAAAAACUAUAUAUGUUGUUACUGCAGUGGUCCUUCCAAGACUGGGACAGCCUUUGGCUCCCGGGAGGAAGGGACAUGGUUGAAUUUUUCAACCUCAGAGACCUCUGGAACCAGUACGCUGAGUGGAGUGCCUAUGGUGCCGGUGCUGAGGUCCUCCUCCAUGAUGCAGACAGUGCGGACCAGUACUACGUGCCAUAUCUAUCAGCCAUCCAGAUAUAUACGAACAAAUCCCGUGCUUCCUCAAGGAAUGGGGUGAACAAUUGCUGGAGUAAUGGGAGUGCAUAUAGGAAGCUAGUUAAUCCCAGAGGUUCUGCUGUUCGGGAGGAUACAGGCUUCGAUCACGAAGGUAUCCGACAAGCCCAAGAGCAGUUUGGGUACCUUUACUGCCAAUUUAUUGAGAACAGCUCUCCUUAUGAGAGGCCUCCCCUCUUGGAAAAGGUCCGGGAAUUAGCCAACAUCUAUCCGGGCCUGAUGUCGUUCAAGAGUGCAGAGCUUUCACCAGCUAGCUGGAUGUCGGUUGCCUGGUAUCCUAUUUAUCACAUCCCUUCCAGGCGUAAUGUAAAGGACCUGUCCGCAUGCUUCCUGACAUACGUCAGUCUCACUCCAUCAUGUCAAGAUCCCAUGCAGGGAACCACAUCAAAACGUGUGUCUUACACUAGAGAUGGGAAGAGUAGAAGCAACUCUGAGGAGAAGAGCAACUGCAUUGGUCUUUACCCUUUCGGCCUCGCGACUUACAGAGCACGGGGUAAACUUUGGACAAAUCCUGAAACUGGAGAUAAUGAAAGAGUAGUCUCCCUCUAUAAUGCUGCAGACUCAUGGCUGAGGCAGCUUAAGAUUGUCCACAAUGACUUCAACUUCUUCACCAGUCACUGAACCCCAAUGUGCAUAUCAGGCACCAUUCUAGUUCUCGAAGAACUUUCUGACCGGCCCUGCCCCAUGAUAUCGCCAUGCUGGAGAUCAGAUUGAUCAGUGAAUGCCGAUAACUCUGAUUCCAUCGCUUUUGUAGAUGUUAGUGAAGAAGAAGGGUUUUGGAGCCCUUCCAGUUUUCUUUGGCAACAGAGUGAUUGACGACGAGCAGAACUGAAAGAUCUCAGGGCUUGGUUCUCUUUUUGACAGUUUUUGUCUCUGGAGGUGGUAGUUCUGAAACAGGUGGAUACGGGGUACUUCUGACUCCGCCGCUUAUAUUUUCUUGGAGAGUUUUGGUAAUGGAGAGAACAUCUCCUAUCGGUCCUGGACUGUUACGUAUAACCUCUUGGGUUGGUAAAUUCAAGGAAAAGCUCUUGCCCGUUUCUCAAAUUUAUGGCUAUAUGGACGUGCUUUGGUAUUGUCAUGCUGAGAAACCGCACUGCUGGUCGAAAGAAGUCACCGGAGUCGCUUCUUCUGGCUUUGGUAGUCCUCGUGGCUCAAAGGGCUGUUGGGAGCUUAAGAGAGGCCGAACUGUUUGUGCAGGGUAUUGUUAUAUGAGGAAGUGCGUGGAAACAUUGUAACAUCGUUCUCCAAUUUAAUGAAAAAUUUCUUGAAUUAUUCUUGAUUUUUGUCUUGUGUAAUUAUACUCUCUGUUAUUCUUGAUACAUAAACUAGCUAAGCUAAGAACUUUGUAAUUAGCUAGCAUGGAUCUUAUGAUGUAAAUAUGAAUAAAUCAUGACUGAUUAAUGAAACUCAUGGAUUACAAUUUGA
Messenger RNA from Elaeis guineensis (African oil palm), 2407 nucleotides. RefSeq lists its product as uncharacterized. NCBI's taxonomy places the organism in Eukaryota, Viridiplantae, Streptophyta, Magnoliopsida, Arecales, Arecaceae. The record is from RefSeq and is a predicted model, not a curated record.